Molecule: messenger RNA, 1642 nt
Organism: Sander lucioperca (pikeperch)
Lineage: Eukaryota; Metazoa; Chordata; Actinopteri; Perciformes; Percidae
Gene: dctn5
Product: dynactin 5
Exons: 6
Coding region: 197-745 (182 amino acids)
Source: RefSeq, a predicted model, not a curated record
UGUUUGGCUUAACGAAAUCCAUCGAUGAUUUGGCACUCAACUGAUAUUAUCUGAACAGCCAUUCAUAGAGUCUGCAGAAGAAGAAAAUCUGGGUGCUGACAGCAAAACAGAUAGAGGAUUAUUAUUGCUGAAAUAUCCCCAGUACCACUGUCUUAAAUAUUUUUAUUAUAUAUAUAUCUUAUAUUUAUUCCCAGCCAUGGAGUUGUCGGAAAUACUGUACAAUAAAGCAGAGUACAUUGAGACGGCUUCUGGCAACAAAGUGAGCAGACAGUCAGUGCUGUGUGGGAGUCAAAACAUCGUACUCAAUGGCAAAACUAUUGUCAUGAAUGACUGCAUCAUCAGAGGAGACCUGGCUAAUGUCAGGGUGGGCAGACACUGUGUGGUGAAGAGCCGGAGCGUCAUUCGACCACCUUUCAAAAAGUUCAGCAAAGGAGUGGCGUUUUUCCCGCUGCACAUCGGAGACCACGUCUUCAUCGAGGAGGACUGUGUGGUCAACGCAGCACAGAUUGGUUCCUACGUCCACAUUGGCAAGAACUGUGUCAUAGGUCGUCGCUGUGUGCUGAAGGACUGCUGCAAGAUCUUAGACAACACCGUGCUCCCUCCUGAGACCGUGGUGCCGCCUUUUACGGUCUUCUCUGGGUGCCCAGGUCUAUUUUCAGGAGAGCUCCCAGAGUGCACGCAGGACCUGAUGAUUGAUGUAACCAAGAGUUACUACCAGAAGUUCCUGCCUCUCAGCCAGAUCUGAGUCCUGCCCCAAAACCGUCAGCAGGAUCCACACCCUUUCCAACCAGUUCCAGGUCAGGGUUGGGGUCGCUCAUCAGAAAUGGACUCUUGAGGGCUCACCUUCUAUCCUUCACUUCCCAGAGGCCCUGAGUUUCUCAGCCCAAGGACAAACAUUGAUAUUAAAUCUGAUAUAGCUGCAGAAGGCACUUUUGUAUGUUCGCAGCUCCAAAUUGCAAUGAGAGUCUUGAAAAGUCUUUACUUAAACUGCAAGCAGAACGAUCAUGUUUACCUUCCCAGCUGAUCUGAGAUGCCUUGAAGGCCGUCAUCUUCAGGCGCUCAGUUUUAGAUAUUUCUUUCUGAUGAACAUUUUGAUUUUCUAAUCAGGUAUGUUCAUGUAGUGUGAUACUUUUUCCUGGUCAGUGUGCUGUGGAGAAACUCAAGUACCUCUGUGUGGCUGCUGAUAAUCCCAAUCUUCGCUCUCUGACAGCAGCUGUAGGUGAAGAUGAGAAAGUGAAGGAGCUAUGAAAGGAAGGUGAAGGGUGGAGCUGUGUAAACAGCACGGACCAAAACGAUAGCAACAACAGUUAUGAUGAAGGAUGUUGGUUGUACAUGUUUGUUAUUCAUGUCCACAUUUCAUUUGGGAAACGGAGCAGCACACUCAAUAUCAGCAAAUUGUGAAAGGUAUUCUGUUGUUUCAGGCUCUGUCAUUUUAUUUCUAAUGUUGGAAGAACCUGUUUGCUUUCUCCUUAACUUAAUUUCAUUAUGUUUCAAAUGAUCAACUGCAAUGUUAAUUAGAAUCUGUUAAUGUGUGCAGGACAGACCCCUGUGCUUUGCCUUUUUCUGUAAGCAUACAAUAGCCAGAGCCAACAUCAAACAAAGUGCAGCAAUUCAAUAAAUAUAAUAAAUGCUUGAAAAUCUG